Messenger RNA from Arachis stenosperma, 1017 nucleotides. RefSeq lists its product as uncharacterized. The record is from RefSeq and is a predicted model, not a curated record. Lineage: Eukaryota; Viridiplantae; Streptophyta; Magnoliopsida; Fabales; Fabaceae. The transcript is spliced from 2 exons. Bases 1 to 1017 code for a protein of 338 amino acids.
AUGGUAGCCGGUUCUAGCUCCAGACCUGUUGGUGCAUCUUCGUCCGUCCCUGUGAAUGAACCUCCGAUCGAGCCUGUCGCCUCCCCUUCGUUCGCUGUUGAUCUAAACUGUAGUGGAGGCGGCGAUGUUGGAAUAAGGGAUAUUGUGCCGACCUCUUUACAGUGUGCUGCACCGGCUGGCCUGGGCGAUGCAUUGCUGGAUGAUGCAGACGAUGAUGAUGUGGAGCCGGAUAUCAUUGCUGAUGACAGUGGCGAUGAUAUUGGAGCAAGUGACCCAAUUGGGGCGGGAGGUAGUUCUAGCUCUGGCACACAGCAGUACCCUUCGCACUUUUCAUCUUUUGACUUGGAUGCCAUGAGACAGGAGGGAAUUCCUGGGGAGCCUGCUGGAUUCGAUGCUAGAGAUGCCGAAGGGUCCGCAGGUUUGACAGAGUUUCAGGGCGGGCCGGCCUGCUUUGCCACCCCUAGUCAGCAGUUUCAGGAUAAAGAUGAGGCUGUGUUAAGUGUGAAGACGUACAGCAUCCGAUGCGGAGUACAGUACAAGGUGGUGGAGUCUGACUAUCGCCGGUAUGUUGGGAAGUGUUCGGAGUUUGGGAAUGGGUGCACAUGGUUGAUUAGGCUUAGUCUUCGGCAGCGCAAGGGCAUUUGGGAGGUCAAAUGGUACAACGGACCGCAUACGUUUCUCGCAACGUCCAUCUCCAGCGACCACAUGAGUCUGGAUUAUCAUGUGAUCUCGGCAUUCAUCAUGCCAAUGGUUAGAGUUGAUGCAUCCGUCAGCAUCAAGGUGCUCCUGAAUGCGACGGCAGUACACUUUGGGUUCAGGUCGACGUAUAGGAGGGUUUGGUUGGCGAAGCAGAAGGCCGUUGCCCACAUCUAUGGUGAUUGGGAUGAGUCGUACAACGAGCUCCCUAGGUGGGUGUUAGGAGUUCAGUUGACGAUGCCUAAUACUGUUGCAGUUCUUAGGACGAGUUCUGUUCGAGUUGGAGGCCAGGUCGACAACUCGCAAGCUUAUUUUCACUGA